Perca fluviatilis (European perch) is the source of this 1704-nucleotide messenger RNA. It is a transcript of the gene gm2a, whose product is annotated as GM2 ganglioside activator. The transcript has 4 exons. Gene Ontology annotation, cellular component: cytoplasmic side of plasma membrane. Gene Ontology annotation, molecular function: lipid carrier activity; enzyme activator activity. The coding region runs from base 163 to 762 and encodes 199 amino acids. NCBI's taxonomy places the organism in Eukaryota, Metazoa, Chordata, Actinopteri, Perciformes, Percidae. Gene Ontology annotation, biological process: ganglioside catabolic process; lipid transport. The record is from RefSeq and is a predicted model, not a curated record.
ACUGUAAACACGGAAGUACCUUCAGCAGAAGAUAAAAAGACAACAACGCGGCCGUUGGCUUCACUUUCUUCCUCGGUUGUGUUCCGUUAACGGUCAGCUGAAGCCACAGCGGAGCGGACCCACCCCCGGUUUGUGUUGCUGUCUGCGCGCAGAGACAACACGAUGGAUAACGUUGUAUCUUUCACGGUGACCGUAACAUUGAGCCUUUUUAUGGCCGUAUCUCAGGUACACUGCAGCUCCUCCGGACUGAGGAGAGUCACCAGGGCGCAGGUUCUGGGUUUUGACUGGAAGAACUGCGGGCAGCCAGAUGAUCCAGCUGUUCUCAAGACUCUGACUCUGUCUCCGGACCCGAUCUCCAUCCCCGGAGACCUGACGGCCUCCGCCUCUGGAUCCACAUCUGUGGAGCUGUCUGCUCCCCUGGCUCUCAACGUGACCCUGGAGAGGGAGGUGGCGGGUUUCUGGGUGAAGGUCCCGUGUCUGGAGGAGUUGGGCAGCUGUCACUAUCCGGACGCCUGUGCCAUCCUGAACCAGCUGAUCCCCCCGGGUCAGGACUGUCCCGAGCCACUCCACACCUACGGACUGCCCUGCCACUGCCCCUUCAAAGCCGGAUCGUACUCUCUGCCUCAGUCCGACUUCUACCUGCCCUACAUGGAUCUGCCCUCCUGGCUGACCAACGGGGACUACCGCGUGCAGGGCGUCCUGGGCAGCCAGGGCAAAGAGCUGGGCUGCCUCAAAGUGGCUCUCUCCCUUUACUCCAACUAAAACCCAACACGGUGGGCGGGCGGGAGGUUUCAGGUGGUGGAUUUAUUUGCACAUAAAAACGAUUUGAAAAUUUGGGAAACGAAAGCAGAAGUUGCACAAAGUUCUGAAACUGCUGAAGCUCACAGCCAGGGGUCUGUAACAAUGUUUAGAUGUGAGCUGACGAUGAGUAAAUAACUAACGGGGGGGUACCGAAAUUUCGGUACCUGAGAGCGCAUAAGCUGCACAGAAAGAUUUUUGGGAAAACAAAUCUAUAAUAUAAUGCGACUUCUGCAGGCUAAACUAAUAAUAACACCGGGAACAUCACCUUUUAAUUAAGUUGCUUUGUGACUAAAAUUCAAAACUAUCUUAACAUUAUGCUUUUUUUUUAAAGAAAUCAUGUUCAUAUACUUUCUUUGUAGGGAUAAUAACAGACUCUCAGAUUCUCUUAUAGGGAGUUUAAAGAUUAUUUUGCCAAUUUUUCUGCUCUUUAAAAAAAAGUUGAAGCAAUGGUUCCAUCUUUUAAAGCUCUCUCUCUCUCUCUCUCUCUCUCUCUCUCUCUCCACACACUCACACACUCACACACUCUCACACUCACACACCGCAACCGUGCCUCGCUGCUGACGUACAUUCUGGUCCACUCCUCCUCCUGUUCAUUUAGGUUAGAGAUGUUCCGAUUCCAUUUUUUCAUUCCCGAUAUCCAGGGCGGGUAAAAAUGUACUUUGGCGGGUAACAUUUUAAAGUUACUAGCCAAUUUGGCCGAUGACGAACGAAGCGAAGCGUCUGUUUUAAUAUAUUUGAUUAUGUUUUAACAGCUGUAUACUACUAUCCCUGUAUGGAUGGGAUAUGAUUCAUAUCGUUGUUGUCAGCCUGGCUCAGGUUCAACUUUUUGCGAAACUUUAUUUUAUUGACUUUAUUUAAAAAGAACAUGAACCAACCACUUUAAAGUAGAUUUUUUUUUUCAGG